Messenger RNA from Rhopalosiphum padi (bird cherry-oat aphid), 5591 nucleotides. RefSeq lists its product as uncharacterized. NCBI's taxonomy places the organism in Eukaryota, Metazoa, Arthropoda, Insecta, Hemiptera, Aphididae. Bases 104 to 1882 code for a protein of 592 amino acids. The record is from RefSeq and is a predicted model, not a curated record. The transcript has 5 exons.
AGCUGCUCUGCCACUCAAACGGUCCAGUACGUUUGCCGAAGUUUGAUCUUGAGAGCUUUUUACUUAAAUUGAUUCGCUCUUCCGCGGAGUGCCGACUUCCGCGAUGAUAAUUCAUGGGCUGGGGACCGUGAUUGUCAUCGCGACAAUCGCGGCCGGUGCCGUCAUCACCGGGCCCAUUACAACACGACUACCACAAGAAUCCAACUUCAUUGAUGCCAGCCAUGGAACUCCGAUUGAUAAUACAAUAAUGACCACUGUCCAACCCGCUCAAUAUCCUUUGAUUACUUGUUUUUGCAACAUGCCAGAAUGCUUAACCCCUACCGGUGGUGAAGGUGUCUGCUCGACUCGUUUAGGAUGUUUUUCUGAAGUUCGCACAGUUCUUCCAGAAAUGGAAGCGCCUGAUGCGAAACCUCAGGAUUUCACAGUAACUGGAUCUGCCGACUCUGUCAAUGGCUCUGAAGUUUUCCCAAAUAUACCUAAACUUGAUGCUGAAACAGUAACACCGCGUGUCAUACCACCUUCUUCCGAGAGAGGAUCAUACGGCUGCUUGGAUUUAUUACAUUAUUCAAAGAAACCUUGUGAUGAAAUCUUAAAAUCAAUGGAAUCGGACGCUUCUGAAUUCCCAGUCAUCCAAGCUCCUUCCAACAAUGCCCAAUCUGCUUCUAACAACGCUCUCAUUUUCGCUUUCCAUUGCUGCCAGACACCAAGGUGCAAUGGAAACCAAUCUGGCCCAGCAGAAGGUUCGGUCAAGUCAGCCCAAGCCGUACUCAUCGCUGCAUUAAAAACUUACCUCGCCUUGACUGUAGAACCGAGCACUGAAAACGAACGGAAUACUACAGCGCAGAAAGAAAUUACUGAAAAAUUGGCUGCAAAGUACGGAUUAACCAGUACUCAGCUUAAUAAGGAAAUAAUGGUCCUGGAGGGUCCUUCAAUGAUCGCUUUGGGUGAACCUAAACCUCCAUCUGCCCUCAAAUCCGAGACCUCUGAUAAUGCAGAAAUCGGGUCCACAACUCCUGCUGCCCUCGCUGCCCCCGCUGCUCCCGCCACCAUCGCCACUCCCGCCGCCAUCGACGCUCCUGCCGAGCCCGCCGCCAUCGUCGCUCCUGCCGAGCCCGCCGCGAUGCAACCGAUAUUGCCUGAUGUCGAACUGGUUCAGCAGGAAUUGCCUCAAAAUGCCACUGUUGGAAAUUUGGAGCACGUUGUUGUCAAACGUCACGACAGCCAAAGGGUCGCGCCGGUCGUGAAGCAGACCACCGACGACCUGCAGAAGGUCACACACACCGGAGACUUCGACGACGACAUCGCGGCCGAGGUUGCAGCCGCUAUCGCCACCGCUAAGUCACACCCUAUGCACGACCAGCACUCCGGGUCAUCGUGGGCUCCUCGUCACGGCGGCGUGCCAGAUUUCGUACCACCUCCGGUCUUGCAGAAGGAUAACGACUCCUACUUAUCGUCCUACGUCAACAACAACUUCCUUAACGAGGACAAUGACAUAAACAAUUGGAUGCUCGGCAUAACCUGUGCCAUUGUUAUAGCGUGCAUAGUUGGCCUGACCCUGUUGAUAAUGUCUGCGUUAAGAAUGAUCCGCAGAUCGGACAUAUUCAGAAACUACCAGAGUGUGUGCAGCAACCCGGGCCAGCCGUGCGCGUGCACACCCCGCUCGAAGCCGUUCUCGUCAAGUCUGAACGCCGCGGCCGCCGCGCUACAACGGGGCUCCACCACCGCGCCGCUGCUGCCACCACCCAACCCCGGCCGCAAGAACCGCGGCGGCGGCCACGCCAACGCCGGCGCAUCGUACAACGACUCGAUGGGCGACACGACCUACGUGCUGACUCGCAUACCCAACAACGUGGCGCCGCUCAUACCGGUGGUCCGCCGUUAGCGUUCCCCACAAGUUAAGUAUGUCCAAAGCGCCCGCACAGGAGAGACCGUACCUAUUAUUGUUGUCAUAUGUUAUAUUAUAUUGUGUUAUUGUGUGCGCUAUUGAUAUAUACAUAUAUACACAUAUAUAUUACUAUUACGUUAUAUUGUGUGUGAUUACGUAUAUGAUCGUUGUGCCGAAAAUGACGAGAGCAUUAUAUUAUAAUGAUAUUAUUGCGAUCGCGUCAUUUCCGCGUUUAUAUUAUAUAUAUAUAUAUAUAUAUAUAUUUAUAUAUACGUGAUACGCAUAAUAUUAUAUAUAAUAUAUUAUAUUGUUAUACACAGAGAUAUAGAUAAUAGGUAUAUUAUUAUUUUGUUAUUAUAAAUCGCGUGUUCUUUGGAUAAGACUGAUGAGAUCAUUUUUUUUUCUUCAUUUUAUUAUCAUAUAUUAUUUGACCGUUAAGGACCGAACAGGUUAGCUUAUUAGAUUAAUAUACAUAGGUUAUAGAUUACAAUUAUUAUUUUAACUAUUAGUUGUUAUUAUCGACUAUACAGUAAGCCUGGGACGGGUACACGGGACAUAUUAUUUUUAUCGCCAUAAAACCGAAAGUUUAUAAAAGUUGCAACGUAUAUAGAUAAAACGCUUUCGCCUAAGAUCGUUUAUUUUUAUGGUCAUUGGAAUAACUUAAGAGUAAAAUCACCUAUUACAAAAAUUAUAGAGGAUAAUAUAUUAAAUUAUUUUGGCAACAAAAUUAAAAAAAAAAUUAAUAAUUAUUUUUAAAAAAAGGUCGAGAAUAGCCAACUUAUAGUUUAUUUUUUGAAACAUAUUGAUGUCGACAUUUUAUUUUCAUUGAUCUUGUGAUUUUUAAUAUUUUUUCGAGAGACAUUGUGAAUUAUUCAUGCAAUACCAUAAUAUGGCUGCAGUGUUAUAAAACAUAUAAAAAUACAAAAAUGUUCAUAAAACUAAAAAAAAAUAUUUAAAAUCAUUGUGCCAAUAAAAAUAAACUGCAAAAUGGCUAUCAUCGAAUUGAAAAAAAUUAAUUUUUAUCUUUUACCAAGACUAAUAUAUUAAAGGUGUAAAAGUAAUUCAAUUAAAAUAAUAUGAAAUACUUGUAGAAAAGGACUGUAAAAAAGUCUCUACGAGCCUUAAAAAAAAAACUUAACUAUAAAAUCUCUGUUAUUUCAAAAGGGCUGCAUACGAACUGAGUCCCAGUAUAACCUUUUUUGACGAAUUGAGUCCUGGGUUGUUUAAGGGUAUAUACCAAUUGAGUCCAGUGAAAUUUUAGGUAUAAUACUAAUUGAGUCCAUGUUUUAAUACUAACUGAGUCCCGUCAAACUAAAAAAAAAAACAUUUUCCUUCCCAUUUUCUGUCUAUUUAUUAAAUUUUCACUCGGUUGUUCAUGAUUAUGACUAAUAGAUUUCUCAACUAUAGUAUUAAAUUCAUUUAAUUUAAAAAAUGACUUACAGUUAUUUUUGCAACAAGUCCAGCGUUGGUGAUUAUUGGCUAAAUUCUUGUGAAAAUGAAAUUUGUAUCCGUCGAUUACAAAUAUAGUUUUAUUUCUUUCACUUAGUAUAACUUCAUCCAUGAUGCUUAGUGUACCUCGUAAACUAGUGUGUAAUAUAAUAAAAAAAAAAUUCCAAGUUGAUAUGAACAAUAUCAGUAGAUAUCGGUAAUUAUUUUACUAGCGACGAUAGAAAUAAAAUCUAAAAUUCCCGGCCUAUACUAUAAUAAUAUAUUACUAUAUCAUCUGAUGAAAGUCAUAAAAAUGAUAUGAACGAAAUGUAUAUAUAGUAUUAUAUACGUAUUACGUAUAUUGUACAUCCAUUUUGACGCCCGGCACGGCUGUGCGGCAUAAUUUUCGCUUUGUCUGGACUCGAACGGUUGAUUUUAUAUUUUACUCAAAAUAAUCCUCGGACUCAAUUAGUAUAUAUUAUCUCGUUAGUACCCAGGACUCAAUUAGUAUAUAAUUUUUUUUCCCUUCAGGUAUAGGGACUCAAUUGGUAUACAGCGUUCAAAAGAUAUCGCGAUGUGUAGGUAAAUCCUCGCGGGUCGCUGUAUAUAACACACACAUAUAUAUAUAUAUAUAUUACCAUGAUUUAUACUGACGUUGAUCUCUAUAGUCGUGUGUAUUUUGUGUGAUCGUCGACUAAAUAAAUCGAUAGGCAAACGACAACGCGAAACUAUUAAACAAUAUUUCCAGACGGCUUGAUUCGAGAUUUUUGAAACUUUUCCGUUGUUAACCGUAUUAAUGAAGUGACCGAGUAUCCCCAGUCUUACGGUACUUAUAUAUAUAUUGGAAUUAUUUUUAAACGAAUACGGAGUGUGCUGGGAGAUUAACCCCAAUAUGACGAUCCUUCUAGAUCGUGAUGUAUUUACAUAUAUAUAUAUAUAUACGGAUCGUUUCGUUCGCGUCAUGCCUAUUAUCUCGACGCCCCUUCUGGCACCCCCACCCGUCGUGCGAAUUAAUGCGCGUCCUUUUUAUUAUUAUAUAUUAUAAGUAUAUACAUUUUAAUUUUCAUAUGAUUUCUAAUAACGUUUUACGUGGCUUGUUUACGUCGAUUAUUUAUCGUUCACUAACAAGUGAUUUAUUAAUAAUUACGUGUAUAUAUUCUCAAUUGCAUACUGAUUUUAUUAUAUCCACGUAUGACAAUCAUCAUUGAGGUACUAUUAUAAUAUAAACUAUCACUGCAGAGUUCCGUGUGGACUGUGUGGUGAGUGUUAAUUUUUUUUUAUUUUUCAUAAUUUAAGGGUAUACAUAUUCAACUAAAUUUAGUUACAAACAAAAUCGGCAUGCCAUGCGAUAAUUCAUUUUUAGAUUUAUAAUAAUAAUAUAAUCGUUAUACUUUUGUACACAUUUAUCAUAUUAUUGACGCGUCACACGCGUGGUAAAACGCUGAUACAGCUGUAGGCCCGCGCCUACAAUUUCGAUCGUAUCGUUUUCAAAUUUAUAUUUUUUUUAUCUCGUUAUCUUAUAAUAUUUUAUGAUUUUUAAUAAUGGAUAAUGGAGAGAAAUUUAUUGGGAGAGAGAUAGACAGAGACAGAUAUAGGAUAUUUUGAGAGGGAGAACUUUUCAUUUUCAAUCAUUAUCGAAUUUUUAUAUUAUGUCAUACUGCCAUCUGAUAUCGCUCUUUUUUUUUUUACAAACAUAGUAUAAUAAUUGUAUUUGUCGAUAGUAAAUUAGCCACUUUUUUUAUUUUUUCUGUCGAAUUUUAGACUAUUAUUUUUAACUUUUAUUGUGUAAUGAAUAUUUUGCUUAGUAAUAAUUAUUGUCCGAGCAUUUUCAAUUUAAAUUUUUUUUAUACUGCUCUUUAUUACUUGUACUUGUAACGGAAACACUCGAUUUUGAACGAUGACUACGUUAUCGCAUAAUAAAUAAUAUAUUUUAUCUCAUCACGUAAAUCUUCAUUUUUAUCAUUUUUGUUCAUUGGUGCGUAUUAAAAUGUAAUCUUAUAACUAAAUAAUGUGAAUUCCUUUAUUUAUAGAUAAUAUAUAGGAUAUCUGCAGUAAUGUGUAUUUUUUACUCCUAAACUUUUAUUUUAUUAUUUUUCUGUUUACCGUUUAGUGUUAAUAAUUAUCUGUCAUUCCUGUAUCCGAUGAUUUAUUAUAACGACUGCGGUCGUUAUAUAUAUUAUGUACCUAUAAUUAUACUACAUUUGUCUAUAUUAUAAUAUUUUAUACGAUAUUUUCAAAAUUAUUCAUAAUAAAUGACGAGUGUUUUCUUAUAUAUGUA